This is a messenger RNA of Stylophora pistillata, 919 nucleotides long. RefSeq names its product TNF receptor-associated factor 4. Gene Ontology annotation, biological process: regulation of canonical NF-kappaB signal transduction; regulation of apoptotic process; signal transduction. Gene Ontology annotation, cellular component: plasma membrane signaling receptor complex. The record is from RefSeq and is a predicted model, not a curated record. NCBI's taxonomy places the organism in Eukaryota, Metazoa, Cnidaria, Anthozoa, Scleractinia, Pocilloporidae. Gene Ontology annotation, molecular function: tumor necrosis factor receptor binding; zinc ion binding; ubiquitin protein ligase binding.
UUUUGCUCUCACUUAUCCGCUGGAUAGCAUCUUAUCAGUUGGAUGGCAUUACAUACCCUUAAUACAACUGGCUCCAGGCCUGUCUACUACCUGACACAAAACCAACUUCAAGAGCUUGACAUGGCAGAAUCCAUGGUAAAUGAACAGCACCCGCCAUCGGGCUAUGAGGACAUCUUUGUAGACGCUGUUGAUCAAGAUUGCCAAUGCCUGAUAUGUCAUUUACCGCUUAGAGGGCCCUUUCAAACGAGAUGUGGCCACAGAUACUGCAAAGAAUGCCUUUUCGAGCAUAUUAGAAGGCAGCGGAGUCAAGGACAGUUUUUAACUUGUCCAUUCGACAGGCAGGAUCUGGAUCCAGUCCGGGACGUUUUCCCUGAUACAGCAACAGAAAGGAAGAUACUUACCCUCGCAAUCAGAUGUCCUCGUGAAGGUUGUGAAUGGACUGGCGAACUGAGGAACAAGGAGGAACAUUUGACACAAUGCGGAACUUGUCCUAACAAUUGUGGUCAUUCAGUUUCCAGGGAAACGGUUUUGACUCACAUCAGAGAUGAAUGUCCGCUAGCUGUGGUCUCCUGUCCAUAUACGCGCGUGGGCUGUGAUACAGUGAUUCAAAGACAAACUGUGGAACCUCACCUUCAGAAUGGCCUGAACCUUCAUUUGAACUUAGCAUGCUUGAAGCUAAAUGAGACAAUAGUUGAGUUGGAGGAAACAAAGAGGCAGCUUCAAACGACAAGACUACAACUUGACAGAACAAAAGAAGAAUUGGAUAAAACAACAUUCAUCUGGAAGAUUUCUGGUUUCAGUGGGAUUUUCACUCAAGCAAUAGCUUGACGGAUUCAGUCUAUAAAUAGCAUUCCAUUCUACACGAAAAAUGGAACAGGAGAUUAUGGCUACAGGCUUAAAGUUCGAAUCCUUCCUAAUG